AUGGAAAACAGCGACCAAAUUUCUCACGUCAUUUGUUUCCGUGACUGGAUGGAUCUCCAAGAGCGUGACCUCUCGGAGCUUCUCCAUUCUCUCACCCUCACCAAUGGAAAUGUCGACGACGACGAUGACAAUGUCGUCCUUCGCGACCUCAUUAACAAGACCAUCAACCACUUCGAAGACUACGUGCACCGCCGCGCCGGCGAUGCUCCCGCCGACGUCUCCCCCUACUUCUGCUCGGCCUGGUGCUCGUCGCUUGAGGGCUCAAUGCUCUGGGCCGGAGGCUGCCGGCCGUCCAUGUUUAUCCGGCUAAUUUACGCCCUGUUUUCGACCGGCGACGUACUACAGUUCUGCCUCGCCGACGCCGGCGAUCAAAAUGCGAUCGGCGAUGACGAGCUCCUGUCGGCCGAUCAGCUUGUUCUGAUCAACAGCCUGCAGCUCACGACAAUCCAGGAGGAAGACAGGAUUUCAAGAGAGUUAGCCAGUUUGCAGGAGGAGGUUGCAGAUCAGCCGAUCGUCUUCAUCGCGAGGGACCUCCUGCGGCAUAGAGACGCCGGCGAUGAAGCCGAUGCGGCGCUGGAAGUAAUCGACGUGGCCCUGACGAAAAUUCUGCUACAGGCGGAUAACCUGAGGCUGAAUACUCUCAAGGAGCUUUUGGGCAUGCUGACGCCGAUUCAGGGCGUGCGUUUUCUCGCCAUGGCUAAGAAGCUUCAUCUUUGCUUCCAUCAAUGGGGCCAGAGAAAGGAUCAUCUCCAUGGGAGGAACUGAACUGAACUGAACUAUAUAUGCAGUAAAUCUAUAUAAAUGUGCUUUGCUAUAUAAAAGUAUGUAUUGUUUUGUGUUGUAUAUGUAUGGUUAGUAUACUGAAAAUCAAUAAUAUAUACGAGUUUUUCUAAUUUCAAUUUUAUAUUCCGUAAUAAUAUAUAUGUUAAUUCCUCUCGA
Andrographis paniculata is the source of this 939-nucleotide messenger RNA. Its product is annotated as protein DELAY OF GERMINATION 1-like. The coding region runs from base 1 to 765 and encodes 254 amino acids. Gene Ontology annotation, molecular function: sequence-specific DNA binding. Gene Ontology annotation, biological process: DNA-templated transcription. The record is from RefSeq and is a predicted model, not a curated record. The transcript has a single exon. NCBI's taxonomy places the organism in Eukaryota, Viridiplantae, Streptophyta, Magnoliopsida, Lamiales, Acanthaceae.